Cheilinus undulatus (humphead wrasse) is the source of this 2850-nucleotide messenger RNA. RefSeq names its product cytochrome P450 27C1 (gene cyp27c1). Lineage: Eukaryota; Metazoa; Chordata; Actinopteri; Labriformes; Labridae. Gene Ontology annotation, molecular function: iron ion binding; oxidoreductase activity, acting on paired donors, with incorporation or reduction of molecular oxygen; monooxygenase activity. Bases 170 to 1807 code for a protein of 545 amino acids. Gene Ontology annotation, cellular component: mitochondrial inner membrane. The record is from RefSeq and is a predicted model, not a curated record. The transcript has 9 exons. Gene Ontology annotation, biological process: C21-steroid hormone biosynthetic process; cellular response to peptide hormone stimulus; cholesterol metabolic process.
CCUUUAAAAAGCGGUAUUCAACUCAAUCUCAUCCAGAAUUUUAUCGCCUCACAGGACAGACAGAGUUUGCACGUGCCGUGAAUAUGCAUUUGCAGAUGUAAAUUUUUAAACUUUGUUAAGAACUUAAAUCAUUCAGCGUUUGUGUGCACAGAAUUAAAGUAUCGUAAAAAUGGCACUCCUUAAUAAUUUCACCUCAGCAUGUGUGAAGAACCUUCAAGGCGACCGGCUACAAAACCAGCUUUUCUUCUUUUUACGCGCCUUACACAAGUCUGCAACCAGCGAGGCUUACGGCAUGUCCACAGCCAGAGAAGGAACCCUGCCCGAGUCACUGAUAACACCGGCAGAAGUUGUCGAGAAAACUUCAAUCAAGACCCUGAAGGACAUGCCUGGACCCAGCACGAUGUCCAACUUGAUCGAGUUCUUCUGGAGAGACGGGUUCAGCAGAAUACACGAAAUUCAGAUGGAGCACACAAAGAAGUAUGGCAAAAUUUUCAAGUCCCGUUUCGGACCCCAGCUGGUGGUCUCUGUGGCAGAUCGUGAUCUGGUAGCUGAGGUGCUGAGAGCCGAGGGUGUGGCGCCUCAGAGGGCUAACAUGGAGUCCUGGAAGGAGUACAGAGACAUGAGAGGCCGGGCCACAGGCCUCAUCUCAGCAGAGGGAGAUGAUUGGCUAAAGAUGCGAAGUGUGCUCCGACAGCUCAUCAUGCGUCCCCGUGACGUAGCAGUCUUCUCUGAUGAUGUGAACCAAGUGGUAGAUGACCUGAUCAAGAGAGUUUGUAUUCUGCGCACCCAGGAGAAUGACAGCUUAACUGUUGCCAAUGUGAAUGAUCUCUUCUUCAAAUAUGCCAUGGAAGGUGUUGCAGCCAUUUUGUAUGAAUGCCGAUUGGGCUGUUUGGAAGACCAGAUUCCUAAGGAUACUCAAGACUACAUUGGAGCACUUCACCUCAUGUUCAGCUCCUUCAAGACAACCAUGUAUGCCGGGGCGAUCCCCAAAUGGCUCCGUCCCAUCAUCCCCAAACCAUGGGAGGAGUUUUGUCACUCCUGGGAUGGCCUUUUCAAAUUCAGCCUUAUUCACGUUGAUAAGCGUCUCUCGGCGAUUAAGGCCCAGCUGGAGCGGGGAGAGGAAGUGAGGGGCGGACUGCUCACACAUAUGCUUGUUACUAAGGAGAUGACCCUUGAGGAGAUCUACGCCAAUGUUACAGAGAUGCUUCUGGCCGGCGUUGACACGACGUCCUUCACCCUUUCAUGGGCUUCCUAUCUGUUAGCGCGACACCCUCAAAUACAGGAGCAAAUCUUCACAGAAGUGACAAAGACUCUGGGACCUGGAGCAAUUGCCACAGCUGAUGAUGUCCCUCGUCUUCCUCUCAUCAGAGGGCUGGUUAAAGAGACUCUCAGGCUUUUUCCAGUUCUCCCAGGAAACGGACGGAUCACCCAGGAUGACUUGGUGGUGGGCGGAUACUUCAUUCCCAAAGGGACUCAGCUGGCCCUUUGUCACUUUUCCACAUCUAUGGAUGAGGAGAACUUCCCUGAUGCUACAGACUUCCGCCCAGAUCGCUGGAUAAGGAAAGACUCCACGGAUAGGGUCGACAACUUUGGUUCAAUUCCCUUCGGCUAUGGCAUCAGGAGCUGCAUCGGCAGGAGGAUAGCAGAGUUAGAGAUGCAUCUCGCUCUCACAAGGCUCAUUCAAAAGUUCCACAUCGGCAUGUCUCCUCUCACUACUGACAUCAAGGCAAAAACUCAUGGUCUGCUGUGCCCUUCAGCCCCCAUCAACCUGCAGUUCAUCGACAGGAAGAAUGAGAACUCUCCAUGAGGUCUACUGUAAUGACUGAUUUUAAAGAACUGAUUCAUCAGUAGGGUUAUUAAAUACACUGUUUUUAGAACAUCCACCACUGUACAAUUGUAGAUAUUGAGCUGAGGCUAAUUUUUAAAGACACAGCAGGGUUUUUCACACCUCUUAUACUAAAGUGAGAGAGGCAUUUUAUAGUCCUGGAUAAAAAGCUUUUCUUUAUGUUUAUUAUUUUUACUUAGUGAAACCACUGCAGUUUAAACUAUUACACUGUUCAUUCACUGUGUUCAAACUUUAAUCCUUAUACACAAACUGUAUCCUUUUCAUAGCACUGUGCAUGCAUGUAUUUAGGCUAAUAAUGUGCACACGUGUUAAUACAUGAUCGCAAAGUUUCCUCCUCUAAGUUCAGUAAGGGUUCACUCUGCAGAUGUCAAAUGGCAACAAUGAAUGUACUGAAAAGGUGCUGUUUUAAGAGGUACAGUAUGUAUAUAAUGAGCUUUAUUUUUGAUAGCACUGCAAACCAAAAUAUUAUAACAGCUUCUUUUCUAGCAGCGCAACGGUUUUAUUCAGACACAGAAAGAAUGAAACAUUUUUUGUUUUACUAUUUUUUAAACGUAUUUUUAAAAUUAAUAAAAGAAAAAAGUUCUAAGACUGCAAAAGACAACAGAAUUGCCCCUUCUUUCAUUAAUUAUACUAAUGAGAAGGCUAUAAAAAUGAAAUUGAUCAAAAGUAGUAAUAGUCAAAUUAUAGACUGACUAAACCUUUAACCAGGAUAUAUUAGAUAAAUGAAAUGUGCAGAGUAUUUUUUGAGUGAGUGCUGUUGGCGUGAAUGCAAGUGUUUUACCAGUUACAUUGUUGGAGGGAUAAUGCAUGUUCCAAAACAUUUCUAAAGGGUCAGAGACUGGUUGUCAGACUGUGUCAUAGAGAAGGAUCCUGCUGGUUUGCUGGGAAGUGGAAACAUUUCAUGUCUUUGUAUUUAUCAGCUCUUGUUUUUUUCUGUACCUUUUUUGCUCUAGUUCAAGUGAAACUGGAAAAUAAAUAAAAGGAUUUAAUAAUAACUUUAAAAA